Molecule: messenger RNA, 4620 nt
Organism: Scleropages formosus (Asian bonytongue)
Lineage: Eukaryota; Metazoa; Chordata; Actinopteri; Osteoglossiformes; Osteoglossidae
Gene: gmip
Product: GEM interacting protein
Exons: 22
Coding region: 443-3874 (1143 amino acids)
Biological process (GO): activation of GTPase activity; signal transduction; negative regulation of GTPase activity
Cellular component (GO): plasma membrane
Molecular function (GO): GTPase activator activity
Source: RefSeq, a predicted model, not a curated record
UGCUCACAGUCAUACUUCAUUAGCGACAGAGAAAUGGCAAAAAAUUUAGCACGAAACUGACACUCUGAUAGGAACGUAAAUAUAUUUCUACAGGGUAACACUAAAUCACGGCAGAAACACGACUAACCUCGAACUUUUAAUGGAGUGAGGUUGGUCUGAGAUUUAUGGCUUCCAUUCGUUGAAUUGUGGAGGAUGGAGUCCAGCUGAGGAGUUCAAAUGGUUCUAUCUGGAUUGCCGUACAUAACGGCUACAAAGGGCAAGUAAAGAGGCUGAGAAGAUCUGACAACGGGAUUUUCGAUGACUUGAAGUCGUCAGAAAAAGCAUCCAUCAAACAUGGGCAUUAAAUUCACAGAUAUGCAAAAAUGAAUGUGAUUUAAGCUGCUUUGCUGAUUUAAAACCCAGAAGACCAAGAAAAAAAAACUAAAAUUCAUAAAGACUGGAAAUGGACUCUUCGGCACAAGUGGAUCCUGGAUCCUGGGUUUCUCAGACAGCGAGUUUGGCUCAUGUCGACACUGAUACCGAUGUUGAUAUUGUGUGGAUGGUGUCCAGGCUCCGGGCUGUGGCCGAGAACAUCAGUAAGCUGAGACAACUCUUCCACUACUGUGGUGAUAACCGUGGACCUUCCCAGGCUGAGGUUGAUGUCGGCCUUGCGGCCUUGUGCGAUUCUCUCCAGUCCCUGAAAGAUCGCUACCCAUACAUGAGACGUCCGCCCGUUGGCCUCGCUCAGUCCGUCCUUUGCGACUCCCUGAAAGAUGUAAAGAGCCAAAAGACCUCCGAGACCAAACGCUACAGUGAGAUCUUCCGGGACUUUGACAACCUGGAGCUCUCACUCAUCCAUGCGACGGUGGAGGAGCUGCUGCCCGACCCUGACACUCAAUCCAUCGCGGAGUCCAUCUCGACGGAAACAACAGAAAAUGCAGAACAGGAAGAGCUGAUGUCUGAAGAAGGGUAUUCCACAGAGUUUCGGACUGAUGAAUACCAGAAGGAUGGACCUUUCACAGCUCAAGAUGCAGACUUGGCCCUGUGUCGCUGUGAGGGGGGAGUAGAGAUGGCCCUUCAGUAUGCCAAGAUGUGGUGCAGGUAUGCCAAGGACCUGCUCACGUGGAUGGACAAAAGGAUUAGUCUGGAACAAGAAUUUGCAAAGAGCAUCAUAAAGGCAGCAGAGGCUGCAAAAUCCAGCAUUUCUCAACAGGACACUAUGCCACUACAAUACAUCUAUACCAUGGCCAUGGAGCAUGACAUGAAGAACAGCACGAACAACAAACAUGUUGGGGACAUGCUGCUGCAGCGCUGCUACCAGGCUCUGUCUGCCAAGAAGAACGAGAUCGACAAGUGGCGUCGGGAGUUCAAGGAGCAGUGGGCAAGAGAACAGAAGAGAAUGAACGAUGCGGUAUCAUGCUUGAGGAAGGCCCGUCAGCAAUACAAGCAGCGCUGUGAGGAGCUAGAGAAGGCAAAGGCCAUGAGUGCCAAGGCUGAGGAGGAGUUGGGUGGCUACAAGACCUUGGACAAGAGGAGGAAGACCAGAGAUGAAGCACAAAUCAAGAUGAAAGAGGCAGAGUCACAGUACAAGCAGUGGGUGAAUGAUGCCAACAUGCACCAGGAGGAGCUGGAAAAGGUGAAAGAGAGGAUCAUCUCGCAUACUCGCAAACUGAUCUUCCAGGGAGACACCGUGCUGAAGGAGGUGACCGUGAACAUGUUUUACUUCCAACGGCUGCAGACAGAGCCCAUUCCGCUUGGUUACCACAACCUUGAGGUCACAUGCCGGCCCUGUGAGCCUGGCGAUCCCUACCUGCAGUACGUCAUGCACCAGCCCCGUCGUGAACAGCCUCGCCGGACCUUCACUUUCCAGGAGUUGACUCCACAAAGCAGGAGAUCAUCUCCCAAUGGCCGUCGGAAGACUAGCAACACCUCGAAUGCAUUCCAGGACUCAUACCCACUGCCUGAUGAGAAUGAGAAGCGGCCCAGUAACUCCAGUGACAACCGAAAGCAGGGCUACAGUGACAGUGAAAGCAUCGGAGGAAGUCUGGAGUCACUGACCAGUCCAGCCUAUGGGAAUCGGAAGCUGCCUAAAGCCCCGUCCACUGGGACCGUGUCAUCCGAUGACCUGGAUGAGAAAGAGUCGGUGAUUCUCUGCGAGGGGGACGCUGACCCUUCUGGGGAGGGUAACGGGGCUGGGGGUGCUCCCUGCAAAGGACGCACACCGUCGAGAGCUGCGCUGACACACAGACUCAAGAAGAUGAAGAGCAAAAUGGGCAAGUGCAGACAGUGCGACAACUACAUCUUGGUCAACGGCAUUGAGUGUGAGGAGUGUGGCCUGGCAGUCCACAGGAAGUGCCUGGAAGUGUGCCAGGUGGAAUGUGAGCACUGGAAAGGAUCUGUCUUCGGGGUUAACUUUGCCACUCUAUCCUGUGAUCAUCCGGAUGACGUCCCCUUCAUCGUACGACGGUGUACGGACGAAAUUGAGAGCCGGGCACUGACAGUGCAGGGCGUGUAUCGUGUUAGCGGGUCCAAACCUCGCAUUCAGAAACUCUGCCAAGCUUUCGAGACCCAGAAAGACCAGGUUGACCUCUCUGAGCUUUCACCCCAUGAUGUCACAUCUGUCUUGAAGCACUUCUUCAAGGAGCUCCCAGAGCCAUUGAUGACCUUUGACCUGUACAAUGAAUUCAUCGCGGUGGGCAAGGAGAUCCAGCGGCUGAUGGAGAAGGAUCCUACAACCGUGUCUUCUAGCAUGGUGGACAGUGUUGUACUCAGCUUAAGGGAAGUUGUCGGAAAACUUCCCCCAUGCAAUUACAGAACACUGCAUCACAUGAUCGUACACCUGAGCAGGGUAUCAGAACAGUAUGAAGAAAACAAAAUGUCUCCAGCGAACCUGGGCAUUGUGAUUGGUCCAACUCUCCUGCGCCCCCUGGUGUCAGGGGAUGUUUCCAUGAUUGCACUACUAGAGACCACCUACCAGGCUCUUCUCGUAGAGUUUCUCAUCUCACACCAUGAUCAGGUCUUCGGCCCCCACCAAAGGCUCUGCACACCACCGCCUCCUGUUCCCACAACUCCUCUUCCAGAUACCCCCGACAAGACUGUCUCCCCUCAUGCUGUGGACAACAUGACUCCCCAAGACACAAAGACCUCAAGCCAGGAACGGCCUCGAUCUUUAGAGAGUCACACGAUCAAGAGAGACUCGAGUGAGGGCUAUAUUUCGGACAAGUCUUCGUCCAAUGAGGCAGUGGACCAGCUCAGCCCUGAGGCCAAUGAGAGAGCAGGCCUGGCUGUAAAGGUGACAGAAGCUUCUCUGCCAGCAGACUCAGCAAGGGACCUGAAUACAACCUUUGGAGCCCAGCCCCGGGGUCACUUCAGUAGGCAGCCCAUCAAAUACCAGCGCCAGCCCACACCCGUAGUCCAUCUCCGAGCUGCCGCUCUGCGAUUGGGGCAAGCGGGCACAGAGGAGAGCAGCGGAGAGAAAAGCCAGCCCAAGAGUGCUGACAGCAGCCGCAGCUCAUCUCCAGAGCCUGGCACCCUAAGGCAGGCGCGACGGAGGCUGGAGAUCACCCCGGAAACCGCCCGACUGCUCAACAAGGCCGGCCACACCCCCAGUAUCCAGACCUUCAGCCAGGUACACUUGGCCCCGACUAAACAGGAGGUGGCACUGGCUACAACAGGUCACACGCCAGAAGUGUCCGGAGAGGCGGAGUCAAAGGAUAACGUUGAUCUUCUUGCCAAAAUGAACAGCAAUCAAUCCAAUAACAGACCAGGAGGCCGGGGGCGGGGUUUAAACCGACAGUUCAGGGGGCAGCCAAUGAACGAGAGGACUGCUCAGAAGAUUCUUUCUGGGCUGAAGCGUAAUGACUCUGGGAAGGGGGAGCGGGUACAUUUUGUGUGAUUGCGAGUGGACCUGCAGUCUUAGCUGGGGGCAUCCUUUCUGUUACGUGUACUGUUAUAUUUAAUAUGUAAACCCAUAAAACUGUGCAGGUACACAUGGCUAACCAUGUUCAGAAACGUGUAUAUUUUGAUUAUUGCACACUCUAAAGAGUUAGGUACUGUCUACAUAGAGAGGAGGAACACUUGCGGGCACAGUGUUGGACCACCAUCUGCAGACACCAGGUACUGCGGUGACUAGGUGCUGACAAGGCAGCUAAAAUUUCCAGGCAGGAUGUGUUCUGCCAAGACUCCAUGUCAGUUACUGGACUUGAACUGAUGGCCAAAUUUGCAACUGUAAGCUCAUAAGACCUUAACUUUCAAGGCUAAACAUUCUGGCUGUAUCUGUACUCAGUUCAAGUCGAUUCUAAGCUUAUGCCUAAAAAUGAUGUAAAUGAGAAAACUGUUGCACUGCUGAAAUCAUGAUGUGCUGUAUGAUUAUGUCUGUGAAGUAUAAAAUGUACAAAGCACUUACAUGAAGCCAUAUGUCUUGGAGCUAUGCUUUUCGUGUGUUUCUGUAGAGCGUGUCAUGCACAGCCCAAAAUCCUUGGGUUUGCAUACACAAAAUGUGAUUUAUUAGUGACUGAUGUACUGCAGUCCUCCUGACCAUUUGUGUCUUGUGGACACAAGACCGCAGGGGGGAGCUGAGCAGUUGUGAAACAGUGCAAUGUGGUGAUGUGCUGUCCCACCCGAGGACUGAUGCAAGAUUAA